Drosophila montana is the source of this 1632-nucleotide messenger RNA. RefSeq names its product fas apoptotic inhibitory molecule 1. Gene Ontology annotation, biological process: negative regulation of extrinsic apoptotic signaling pathway via death domain receptors; positive regulation of neurogenesis; canonical NF-kappaB signal transduction. NCBI's taxonomy places the organism in Eukaryota, Metazoa, Arthropoda, Insecta, Diptera, Drosophilidae. The transcript has 5 exons. Bases 199 to 894 code for a protein of 231 amino acids. The record is from RefSeq and is a predicted model, not a curated record.
CAACAACUACUAUACAAAUUUUCUUCAGCUCUUUGUGGCAUUAUUGUGUGUUGUUUAGUGUGCCAUUGACGCUGAAUGCUGACGGUUCGCGCUGCCGCCCAUUCGCUGCCGAAUAAAAUAUAAUAAUAAUAAUACUUACUAACAAAAGCAGAGCAUAACUAAUUGGGCUAAGAGCAAAGUGCCCGGCCCGGCCCGGCUAUGUCGUUUCUGUCGCCAACGCUGCGCAUGGAGAACCUGUCAACAGUGCCCAUCAUGAGUCUGGACCACGUGCCCGAGGCACAGCGCUACAACAAAGAGAACAUCGUUGCCCAAUGGUGUGCGCCCAUCAAUGGCAAGAUGUACCGCAUCGAACUGGAGCACGGCACCACAAGUGGACGCCGCAUGAUCUGGGUCAAUGGUCGGGAGGUGUUGCGUCGAGACUGGAUGUUUAAGUUGGUUGGCGAGGAUACGUUUGAAAUCGAUCAGGCGCGGUGCAUUAUUCGCGUGGAUCCCGCGCCAGGUUUCAAAUAUGAAUACUCGCUGUACAUAGAUGGCAAGCCGCACGCUCAGUACGCCGAGGAGCUGACACGCCUAUAUCGCCUCUGGCUCUGCACAUGCGGCACGGAGCAAGCUGGGGCCACGGAUGCGUCCCAGGAGUACCGCAUUAUGCUCAAGCUGGACACGCUCAGUUUGUAUGUGAACGAUGAGCUACGCGAGGAGAUGGCCGUUUUUGUGCACGGCGGCACGGAUACGAGUUUUGUGCUGCAGGACACACAAUUUGUAUUACAGGCACGCUCAAGCGGCAACAAACACGAUGGCAUCGUGCACACCCUGCUCGUUAACGGCGUGCCUGUGCCGGAAGCAAAGAUACAGCAAAUCAUGCAGGAACCCGUCUCCAUACUACAAACUAACUGAAUCCAGCUAAGACAAAGGGCAUCACAUUUGCAUCUGUUCAGUAAUUCCUUGUGUUUUUGACAACUUAGAUCCCUACUAAAUCGGUUUCAGUAAUAAAUAAUGGGAUUACUGAUGCCGUUGUCUAUAGAAAUCUAUCCAAUGUAUACCCAUGUAGAGAUAUGUUAAUUAUAUGCAACCAGGUCGCUCAGUUUUAAAGCUAUCGUCUUGAAACUUUAUUGGAAGACUAUACAUAUGUUGGAAUCGAUUGGAUUGGACCAAUAUAUCAUAUAGCUGUCUUGGGAGCGAUCGAUCAAAAAUUAACUUCAGCAGCUUUUAUAAUAUUCACUAUGUUCCUUAUAUCUGAGCAAAGUUCUAACAAAAUUGGACUGCUAUAUCAUAUAUAAUAGCUCUAAUGCCAGAAUUUGUUAAUAAAUAAAUUUGUAUAAGACAGAAUUUUCUGAUUUUUUUAUAUAUUCUAUUCUCUUACGAUAUCUGCAAAACUGUAUCGAAUCAAACUACGAUAUCUACAAGGAUAUUUUAUCUUGAGCGUUCCUUUCUUUACUUUUUUUGCUGACAUUGAGAAUUUGCCAGGGCCACGUCCAUAAUAAACUAGAAAUUGUUUAAAGUUUUACUUACACAAUAGUUUAUUCGUUUGUUUAUAUGCAUAAUUGUAACGCAAAUUGUUUACGUUCUCAAUUUCAUUUGACAUUUUGCUAGCAUUCAAAGUACUCGAAGUGCAUUUUGUAUAAAAAAGAAAAA